GCCUUGAUCAUUCUUUUUCGGAGCCACCUCAUGCUCACCAUGCCCCUCUUAGAAAUCGGAAGGUCAAGUGCGACGAAGGCCGGCCCGCAUGCUUGCGCUGCGUGAGGACUCAUCGGACCUGCGGGGGCUACGGCGUCUGGGGAGGCGGCUCGCCUCUGCAUCCUGCUCGCCCCAGCCUCGCGGAACGAUUGCAGGUCGCCGGCCCUGUCGCCACGGCAAGCCGAGACGAGUGCACCCUCCUGGAAUGGUUCCGGUUCCGUGCCGCAACCAAGCUGAGAGGCCCCUUUGGCUCCCCAUUCUGGGACGCGCUUGUGAUGCAGGCUGGUGUAUCGGAGCCUGCCGUCUUUCACGCCGUGGUGGCCCUCUGCUCUGUCCACAAAGGGGGCUCCCAAGGCACACAGAGCACGAAGUUGACGAGCAGCCUCGAUCAGCGAGAGCGGUUUACGUUGCUUCACUACAGCAAGGCCAUCAACCACCUUCUCCAGCCCCAUUUCACUCCCACGAACCGAGCCUCUGUCCGAGUCACUCUAAUCGCCUGCAUGCUCUUUAUCUGCCUCGAGUUCCUCCAAGGCCGUUACAAGACCGGCAACGACCACCUUCGAAAUGGGAUCAGGUUGCUGGCCACGCUCCGAGGCGACGGUUCCACCCCGGAGUCGAGCCGAGAUGCCGCGGACGACUGGCUCACCGAAGCCUUCCUGCGCAUGAACCUGGUGGCGGUGCAGUUCGGCCAGGGGUGCUUGAUGCCCCCAAGCUUACCACGCCUCUCGAACGAUCGUCACAUACGGCUACCGCUGAUCACCUUUGCAUCAGUCGCGCACGCCAGAGACAGCCUGGACCAUCUGCUUUCCGUAAUCAUCCAUCUAACGGAACGUUGCCGUCAGAAAGAAGACCUGGGCAGUCUGGAAGACGCCAUCCCGGAUCAGCGCGACCUGGCCGACCAACAGCGUAUUAAGUCAGACCUGCAGGCAUGGCUGAACGCUUACCAGGCGUCCCGAGUUGCUUUCCACGCCCAACUAGACUCACUCUCCAGAGUCGGCCACUCGCUGCUCUACAUCUUCCACCUCAUGGCAACCAUCAUGGCGGACACCUGCCUCAAGCCGAGCAAUCAGAUGGCCUUCGACGCGCACCACCGCGCCUUCGCGUGCAUUAUCGACCGCUGCGUCGCCUUCCUGGCGCUCGUCCGGGCGUUCCACGCCCAGCAGGACCCCGCUUUCACGUCGUCGCUCUUCACCGCCGACGUCGGCUGGAUCCCGCCACUCUACUACACGGCUCUGCACUGCCGCGACCGCCGCCUCCGGCGCCGCGCCGUGCGGCUGUUGCGCACGAUCCCGAGCAGGGAGGGCAUCUGGGACGCCCUGUUCGCCGCCGCUGUUGCGCGGGAGGUCGUGCGCAUCGAGGAAGAAGGGGAGGGAGGCGGUGUGGUCUCUUCCUCGUCGUCGUCGUCGUCGUCGUUGUCGUCGUCGUCGUCGUCGUUGUCGUCGUCGUCGUCGUCGUUGUCGUCGUCGUCGUCGUCGACGGGGGAUGAUUCACCGGACUCGUGUAGCUGGUCCCAAUCCCCGAGCCCAGAGGUGGAAGUGUCUAGGACGCUGCCGGCGACGUCCAGGAUAUAUGACGUCCGGGUCGCGUUGCCGGACGGCCCCACGGGCAGGACGGUGUUGACCUACAGGAAGAGGACCGGCGACGGGACCUGCAUGGUGGUCUCCAAGGAAUUCGAUCUUGCUCCGCAGACUAGUCCUUCGGCGGAGAAGUGGGACAUGAUGGACGCGGAUGAAUAACGCUGCUGGCUGUGGAAUUGGCAAAAGUAUCCAUGCGAGGUUCGAAUUCGCCGAUACACGACUACCCUCGGGCCUAGGCCAGUGACAGGACGCAUUGGCUUGGAUCUCCUUGGUUUGUCUACAU
Thermothielavioides terrestris NRRL 8126 is the source of this 1899-nucleotide messenger RNA. RefSeq lists its product as uncharacterized. The annotation marks the transcript as partial. NCBI's taxonomy places the organism in Eukaryota, Fungi, Ascomycota, Sordariomycetes, Sordariales, Chaetomiaceae. The transcript has a single exon. The record is from RefSeq and is a predicted model, not a curated record.